UGCUAAGCAGCGGCGUCGCGUCCUCCUCGGCUUUGCCUGUUCUAAAGAUGGGGGACCCCGAAGGGGAUGUUUUGCGGGGAACCUUUCCCAGCUUCAUGGCUGAAGGCGCGAUGCUCAGCCGGCGGGAGGAACUUACCAAAGCUCUCGCCUGUUAUUCCUACGCCUUGCAGCUUCAGCCAGGGGACAGAAAUUGCCUUGUUUCCCGUUCAAAAUGCUACCUGAGACUAGGAGAUACAGAAAAUGCAUUGAAGGAUGCAGAAGCCUCUCUGGCAGCUGACAAGGAAUUUACCAAGGGAUUGUAUCAGAAAGCAGAGGCUCUGUAUACCAUGGGGGAUUUUGAAUUUGCUCUUGUCUAUUACCACCGAGGUCACAAGCUUCGCCCAGAGCUGGAGAAAUUCAGGCUCGGCAUUCAGAAAUCCCAGGAAGCAAUAGAAAAUUCUGUUGGAAGCCCUUCUUCUGUGAAACUGGAGAAUAGAGGGGACCUCUGCUUUCUGAGUCGCCAGGCAGAGAGUAAAAAGGCAAAACAGAAGCAACAAAUCAAAUUUCCCAAAAAGGAUGCAAAGUACUUAAAUAAACAACAGGAGCCAGUAAAGAAUGAGAAAACAGAACGGCAGCUUCUUGGAGAGCUCUAUGUUGACAAGGCUUUUCUGGAGAAAUUGCUCAAGGAUGAAGACUUGGUCAAAAGCACUACAAAGCAAGGAAUAUCUGUUGGAGACCUGAUCCAAGAAGGACUUUCUUAUCUGGACACACGCACAGAAUUUUGGCAGCAACAAAAGCCUAUUUAUGCCCGAAUUAGAGAUCGUAGACUCAUGCUGAAGAGAUGGACAAGAGAUCAGAAGAGGAAGCCUUCUGAAGUGGCCAGAUAUAUUUUGAAAAGCAUGGAAGAUAUUGACAUGUUACUGACCAGUGGGUGUCCUGAAAGAAGCAUCCAGAAAGCUGAGCAAGUGCUGAAAAAGAUCCAAGGUUGGUCUGAUGAUGAGAUUCCCAACAGAAGUGAGCUGGUUGGAAACCUCUACAGUUGUGUUGGAAAUGCCCAGAUAGAGAUGGGGAACAUUGAAGCAGCUUUGCAGAGCCAUCGUGUGGAUCUGGGCAUUGCCAGAGAAAACAACUUGACCGAUGCCAUAUCCAGAGCUCUUGACAAUAUUGGCCGAGCAUACGCUCGGAUGGGCAACUUCCAAGAAGCCAUUGAAACCUGGGAAGAAAAGAUUCCACUUGUGAAGAGCAAUUUGGAGAGGACUUGGUUAUUUCAUGAAAUUGGUAGAUGCUACCUAGAACUUAACAGAGCUGCUGAAGCCCGGGACUAUGGUGAGAGGUCCUUGCAGUGUGCAGAAGAGGAAGGAGACAUUGAGUGGCAGCUGAAUGGCGGGGUGUUGGUGGCAUAAGCAGAAGUGAAACUGGAGGAUUUCCAAUCAGCAGUCACGUACUUUGAGAAGGCUCUGGAGAAGGCGAAACGCAUCCAUAAUGAUGCAGCUCAGCAGGCAAUUAUAAUUGCCCUAGAUGAAGCCAACAAAGGAUUCAUCAAGGAGUUGAAAGAAGAACAGAGACUUGAGAGGUUGCGAGAACUGAGAGAAUUAGAUGAUGAGAAAGAAGAGGAGGAGGAGGAGGAAGAGAAGGAGGAGGAGGAAAAAGAAGAAGAAAAGGAAGAGAACAAAAAGGAUACAGAUGAUACAAAAACAGAAGAGGAUGUCACAGUGAAAGUACAAGAAAGUGAGGAGUCUGAGAAAACCGAAUCUGAAGGCGAGAAACAGGUAUCAAGCUCAGAGGGAGGAGAAAUACUUACUUCUGAGGAUGGUGAGAUGCAAGAGGUGGAGGGAGGACAGAAACAAGGAGAAACUGAUGAAGAAGAAGAGAGGCAAGGAGGAACUGGGGGAGAAACUACAACAGAGGAUGAUGAUGACAUUGAAAAGUCAAGCAAGGAUAUUCCAGGAUGAAGCUUGUGAAAAUCUGAUCUUGGGGACUCUGGGUUUGUAACCUUGGCAUUGUCUUAUCUCAUUAUCAUCCAUUUUUCAGUCUACAAUAUUCUCUUCCAAAGUAAUUCCUGAUCAUUUUGUACGUCACUUAAAAAGAAACAUGUUGCAUUUAUUUUAAGUGAGUUCCAAGAAUGUGAAAAAACUGUAAUUUCACACAAGACAUUCAAAUUCUAUAACUUGGUAAUUCAGAUAAAAUAAAAGAUAUUUCAAAUGGCACCUGCAGUUAUACAUGGUAGCAUUUACUUUUCAUGGACCAGCUAAAUUUGGUAGAAUGAGUUCACAAAUUAGUUCAUGCUAUAAUCUCUAUUUAAUAAUGUAGUCAAACAAAUAUUUUCUGAGGUGAAGGGAAGCCCUGUUAUUUAUUAUUUGAAUUUAUAUCCCGCACCAGUUACCAGUUAUAUUGCUCAAGAUCUGCCACCACACAGAUGCAUCCACAAAAUUAUGUCUUUCAUGCCUGAUCUGUUCACAAAUGAUCUGGAGUGAAGGGUCAGUGCCCAGAGGUAUCCAAGUUUCCAUCCUAAAUUAGUUAGGAUGGUUAAAAUAAAGACUCAGUGUAGAACUCCAGAAAGAUCACUCUAAUCCGUGGGAAUGAGGACCAAUCUAAUAAAUGCAGUUGAAUGCAAGCAAAUGUAGAGUGAUGCAUACUAGGGGAAAAACACACAUGUACACUUAACUUUACAUAUACUGUAUGGUGAUAACUAUGGAGCUCCAAGGGAAAGCUCACUUAAAAUAUUAACCAGUUUGCAGCCUCUGUGGAAAAGGCAAAAUCUAUG
Molecule: messenger RNA, 2743 nt
Organism: Pogona vitticeps (central bearded dragon)
Lineage: Eukaryota; Metazoa; Chordata; Lepidosauria; Squamata; Agamidae
Gene: ODAD4
Product: outer dynein arm docking complex subunit 4
Cellular component (GO): cytoplasm
Molecular function (GO): protein binding
Source: RefSeq, a predicted model, not a curated record